AUGCCUAAUUCCGCUGACAACACCAAGCAGUCUCACUGCCGCACACCACAGGUCAACAGCAGCGCCUCCGCCUGGCUCGGCACGCAGCGGACAGCGCGCGACGUGGUGGCGAACGCCGCCGCCAAGGCCACGGCGGGCAAGGGGUUUGGUGCACCCAAGGCAGGCGCGGCCGCCAAGGUCCCCACCAAGUGCCCCUGCGGGUCUGGCAAGACCUAUGAGAACUGCUGCGGCCGCCUGCACGCGGGCGAGCCCGCGCCCGGCCCCGAGGCGCUGCUGCGCGCGCGGUUCAGCGCGUACAAGCUUCAGCUGGCGGACUACCUGGUGGCGACGACGCACCUCAAAAACCCGGAGCACACGGGGGAUGCGAAGUCGUACUCGCGCGUGGUAAUGAAGACGGCGCGCGCCAACACUUUCAUAUCCUUGCAGGUGGAGAGCCAGGAGCCCGGCGCUACCGAGGACGAGGCCUUCAUCACGUUUACUGUGCACACGCGCCACAACGCGGCGGCGGCGCAGGGGCGGCCGGCGGACGCGACGCGCGAGAAGAGCCAGUUUGUGCGUGAGGGCGGCAGGUGGCUGUACCGCGACUGCGUCGAGUAA
Molecule: messenger RNA, 597 nt
Organism: Monoraphidium neglectum
Lineage: Eukaryota; Viridiplantae; Chlorophyta; Chlorophyceae; Sphaeropleales; Selenastraceae
Exons: 4
Coding region: 1-597 (198 amino acids)
Source: RefSeq, a predicted model, not a curated record